Messenger RNA from Bursaphelenchus okinawaensis, 3851 nucleotides. The record is from the annotation of a GenBank genome assembly. NCBI's taxonomy places the organism in Eukaryota, Metazoa, Nematoda, Chromadorea, Rhabditida, Aphelenchoididae.
AUGUCAAAGCCUCGAGGGAUUAGUUCCGGAGCAUUAAAAUGGCGCUCCUGGACAUUCGAAGGCUCAAAGGCCGCGAUGUCGCGCAAGUUCACGAAAAAGCUCUCGAACAGUGUCAGCGACUUUGCUCAACACACCAGGUAAGGGUACGGUACGCGUGGUUACUGUAGUUUAGUGCUCAUGGAAUACCUCGGGCCUCCAAUUCGACCGGUCUUCGAAAGACCUUGUGGUUGAUGUUGUUCUUCGCUUGCCUGGGGGCUUUUGUCGUCCAGGCUUACCAGAUCAUCAAACGCUUUUCCAGAAAUGACAUUAUUGUUGGUGUGGAGCUGAAGUUCGAGAACAUUCACUUUCCCAGUGUUACAGUAAGGUUUCAGUCAUAUUUUAGGUUUAUGAUUGUAUCAAUAUUUUUAAUUAUAUCAAAGUUUAUAGGUAUGCAAUCUGAAUCCGUACAAAAAUAGUCUGGCUAGGAUGCUUGGCUCGGUCAGGGAUACGGUAGGUUUAGUCACUACAAUAAUAUUUUGUAAAGUAAAACAUAUGAACAUUAUGUUGAUUAAUAUCGAUUACUGUAGCUGAUUGCGUUUGACGAUGCUAUCGAGAAGUCGGACCAGAACAAACGUACGAAGCGAAGUCUGGAUUCGUACGAUGAUGACAGCCCUCACACUGUAAUCGAGACUACGUGUACUGUACAUAAAGACACAUUUACUGCGAGUCGCUACGGUAAUAUGGAAUGUGUUUGUCGAUAUCUUUCUGAUAUGCAACUUCCAUUCGAAUGUUCUGCUAGAAGUUCAUGGUCAUUAUAUUCACAUUGUAGUACGUGUAGUUCGUCAGGGUUGUGUAGCGUGCACGAUGAUGCUGUAGCUGCAAAAGAAUUGUGUCAUUGUACGAAGGACACCUGCAUCAAGGCCGAUCACAACAUAGUAAGUGUUGGGGAAACUCUUAAUAUCAUUCAGAUCUCUGUAGCCUGGCCUCUUGUGGCUACUGAAAGACUGUGCAAAUGUCGCGAUGACAUCUGUGUAAGCGAUGAAUCUGGAGACAGUUCAUGCACUUGUGUAGGACUGUACUCUUCCAAGGCAGACGUUUGUGAAAGGACAUACGAUUGGAGUGUCACAAAGUGUUACGAAUGUUUUGCUGGAGGAACUUGUGUGCACCAUCCUCAAGGUCAAGUAGACUGUAUCUGCAACAGUCUGAACAUGUGUUUUGAAGUUGCCAAUAUCAACAUACGAAGACAGAAGCGAGGUACCGAGCUGCAGAGUGUAAAUAAUGCUAUCAAGUACAAACGACAGAUCAAGAAGUUGUACGAGAAGAUCUACAGCAGCUACGAGGGGCUACUGGCCGUGUAUUCCAUGUGUCAGUGCGAAGGAUCGAAUUGUAAAGCCCUGAAGGUAGGUUUAGGUAGAUGAUGAUUAGAUUACGCUUUUUUGACUAAAAUACGGAAUUCAGAGUACGAACCAAGGAGAAGUGUGUUUGUGCUUCUACAACAAGAAAAACAGCCAGAUCUGGCCAUGUUAUCCACCCCAGAUGUGGUCGGAAAGGCGGUGCAACAAGUGUUCUCCCUUAGGCGAUUGCGUCUACACAGACAGCACGGAUGGACAGUUACCGUGCGUCUGUGCUUCUGUCAUCAGGUAGGGUCUUCUGUAAUAUUUUUAAUUUGGGUCAAGUGUUUCUGUUUGUAAUAUUUAAUUUAAAAAAUAAAUAGUUGUACAUUACCCUUGGUUUACUAUUGAUAAUUUUUAAACUUGUAGAAUGUGUGUUCGAAUCGAAGAGCGAACGCCAGAAGAAGAAGUGAUAACGAAAGACGAGACUUCUGAAGUCGUGGAAGACUCUAACUCCACAUCCUCAUUGGUUUUGGGUAACAGAAUCCCCAAGAUCUGGGAGUUUACAACUACAACCACAGAGGCAUUGCCAGAAGAAGAUGUAAGCGACAAGGAAAUGGCAUACGGCCUGAAAGGCAUCGAGGAUCCUGUAGCCAUCAGAGCUACGGCCGUCGAGAAUCUGAUCUUCGCUGUGAAUGAGCUGAAUCAAAGUGAAAUUGGCAAGAUUGGAUAUGAUAAGGGAGAAUUCAUCACCAAGUGCAGUUUCAACGGAAGACAGUGCUCCAUCGAAGAGUAAGACACUUUUUGAAUAGGUAUAGGAAUCAAAAUAGAAUUUGCAGCUCUUUGAUACCUAAAAUCUUGUAAAAGUGAUAGAUUAGAUAGCAAUUAUUAGUACAAUAAUGACAAAAGUUCUUUGUACCUACAAGUGUUUCUUUAUUUUACAUUUUACUUUCAGUGACUUUUCCGUUUACAUUGACCCAUCUUUUGGGAAUUGCUUUACCUUCAACUACAACACUUCGAAGAUGAUACGAAGCGAAAGAGCCGGGUCUAACUACGGUAAGUUACAGUAGCAGGCAAAACAUGUUUAAGGAUUACGGUUCCAAGUGUUUGUUAACAUAACAGACUACCUUCCGACUACUGAAGCGGCUGGUGUCAGGAUUACGGUACACAGUCCAACAGAACAGCCAUUCCCAGACACUCACGGCUACAGUGCCCCGACCGGCUUCGUCAGUUCUUUUGCUAUUCGACUGGUAAGGAUAGGAUCUAUUGAGAUUGUUUUAGCUAUUUUAAUUGUUUUGAUUAAAUUUAACCUCUUCUUUCACAUUAUUUGAUAUUGUUGUAUGUAUUGUUGUACAGUAACCUGUUUAGAAAAGCAUUAACCGAUUGCCCAUGCCCUACGGGCAGUGUGUGAAGGAUGGCAAGGACGAGGACUACAUCUUUCAGGACAAGGAAUACUCGACAGAGGUAACUCUUUUUCUACUGUACUCAUCUGUUUAGGGCUGUCAAAGGACCUGCAUCCAGAAGUACCUCGUCCAGAAGUGUGGCUGUGGAGAUCCUCGCUUCCCUGCCUAUCAGAACCACUCCAACUGUCCUGUAGCCGUGUCAUCGCUUCGUAAGAGUAAACUAAAAUGACGUAUAUUGUUGUAGGUGAUUGUCUGAGAGCUGAGAUGAAGAACGCCGCCAGAUUGGAUACCUGCAUAUGUCAACAACCGUGCAAGUGAGUACUUUUUUAUUUAAUGUGUUGUACGGACCAUAGAUUAUAUUGUGUAUUAAGAGAUGGGACUUUUGAUUGUUAGGUAAUGGGCUAAAUAUGUUAAUGUUAAGGUCAAUGUAACGAAUAGUUGAUAAUGUUCAUAGGAAACUUAAAAUAUGAAAUUUCAGUCAAGAAGUGUACACGGUGUCCUACAGUUGUGCACGGUAAGUGUCGAAUUGAGUGUAGCAUGGUGUUUAGCUGGCCAUCUGGCCAAAGUGCUGGUACUUCUCAAGAAUGUGGUCCUCUUCUGACUCCCCAACAGUGUCUACACUUCCAUCGUGAACAAGCAGCCUUGAUAGAAGUCUACUUCGAGCAACUCAACUACGAAUCUCUGAAGGAAAGCGAAGCUUACGGCGUAGGUUUUCUAUAACGAUGUUACAGUAGUUAGCAUUGGGAUGUUAGGGGUGUUUAGUAGAGUUGGGCGGGGUAAUUUAAAGUUGUUAAAGAAGAGCAGAGUACACACAUUUUUUAAGAAGAAUCUAAUGUACUGUACAAAAAGUGUACCGUAAUCCAACAUACCGUAUCCUCUGUUACAGUUCCCGAACCUGUUGUCGGACUUCGGAGGUCAGCUCGGCCUCUGGAUGGGGGUGUCUGUGAUCACGAUAAUGGAGGUGUGUAUCCUGAUGACAGAGAUCGUGGUCGGCUUCUUCUCCUCGUUAUGUUGUUGUACCACCAAACGGAAGUCACCUCCACCUCAGAACCACUCAGUUCAUCUCAACGGUCGAGCGAUACCGUAUAUCGACCAAUGUCCGACCAAAAGUUACGAUGUCAUACGGAGUUUUAAGUAA